ACCCUCGAGCAUAGGAGCAACCUAGGCGGAGCAGUCGUCUUUUAUUUUUUUUAGCUGCUGUGCUCUUCUUCUUGGUUCCGCAUGGUCUUCGUCUCCGUCUCCAAAAUCCUCUAACAUAGUGUAGUAGUGAUACAGUACGUAAAAGCCACCGCGUCCCUUCCCCACUUCUCUUUCCUCUCCCAAAACCUAAAACAAAAAAAUCUCUCCGGCUCCAACUCCUCCAUCCGAGGAGUGUAGAGCCUACUUUCUUGCUCCAACACUCUCACCCGACGUCAAAAUCUAAUCUUUCCGCUCCUCUCCGCCGUUUUCCGCCGCUUUCUUCGCCUGCGCAACCCCCAAGAUUGGUCUUUUCUUGAGCCGAUCGAACCGCAGAUAUCAAUCCAAUCACUAGCUUGGUGUCGCCAAUUGCAAGGUUCCGCCGUGGAUUGGAGCAUGGGGUUCCGAUCCACCGGCACGAUGCUGCGGUUACUGCUGUGCGCGGCGUUCUUGCUGGGUUGCUGCCACGGGAGGUUCGUGGUGGAGAAGAACAGCCUCAAGGUGACGGCGCCCGAUGAUCUCAAGGGCACCUACGAGUGCGCCAUUGGCAACUUCGGCGUGCCCCAGUACGGCGGCACCAUGGUCGGGUUCGUCGCCUACCCCAAGGCCAACAAGAAGGCGUGCAAGAGCUUCGACGAUUUCGACAUCUCCUACAAGGCCAAGCCGGGGGCUUUCCCCACUUUCUUGCUCGUCGACAGGGGAGAUUGCUACUUCACAAAGAAGGCAUGGAAUGCACAGAAUGCUGGAGCAGCAGCAAUCCUUGUUGCUGAUGACAAGGAUGAACCUCUAAUUACAAUGGACACCCCUGAAGAGAGCGGGAGGGCAGAUUAUUUAGAGAACAUCACUAUUCCUUCAGCGCUCAUAACCAAAAGCUUCGGGGACAGGCUCAAGAAAGCAAUUGAUAACGGUGACAUGGUCAAUGUGAAUUUGGAUUGGAGGGAGGCCCUGCCCCACCCUGAUGAGCGCGUUGAGUAUGAAUUUUGGACCAACAGUAAUGAUGAAUGUGGCCCAAAAUGUGAUAGCCAGAUUGAUUUUGUCAAGAGCUUUAAAGGAGCAGCACAAGUACUUGAGAAGAAGGGCUACACGCAGUUCACUCCCCAUUACAUUACCUGGUAUUGCCCGGAAGCCUUCAUUCUAAGCAAGCAGUGCAAGUCCCAGUGCAUCAAUCAUGGGAGAUACUGUGCACCUGACCCUGAACAGGAUUUUAGCAAAGGAUAUGAUGGGAAAGAUGUAGUGGUCCAGAAUUUGCGCCAAGUUUGUGUGUUUAAAUUUGCUAAGGAGCACAAGAAACCUUGGUUAUGGUGGGACUAUGUUACUGAUUUUGCGAUUCGGUGCCCAAUGAAGGAAAAGAAGUACACCAAGGAGUGUGCUGAUGGAGUUAUCAAGUCACUUGGCCUUGAUCAUAAAGCAAUAGACAAGUGUAUUGGCGAUCCAGAUGCUGAUGAAGAAAAUCCUGUUCUGAAAGCUGAACAGGAUGUACAGAUUGGCAAGGGCUCUCGUGGUGAUGUUACCAUCUUACCAACUCUUGUGAUCAACAAUAGACAAUACAGAGGGAAGCUUGACAAAGAAGCAGUUCUUAAAGCACUUUGUGCUGGUUUUCGAGAAACUACUGAGCCUGCUGUUUGCUUGAGUGAAGAUAUACAAACAAAUGAGUGCUUGGAGAACAAUGGUGGCUGUUGGCAAGAUAAGGCUGCUAACAUCACUGCAUGCAAGGAUACUUUCCGUGGAAGGGUUUGUGAGUGUCCAGUUGUGAAAGGUGUAAAAUUCGUUGGCGAUGGCUACACUCAUUGUGAAGCUUCGGGAUCUGGGCGAUGUGAAAUUAACAAUGGAGGAUGUUGGAAAGAGACCAGGAAUGGCCGGACAUACUCUGCCUGCACGGAUGAUGGCUGUAAAUGCCCGGAUGGGUUCGAAGGUGGUGGUACCCACAAAUGUGAAGAUAUUGAUGAAUGCAAGGAAAGGACAGCAUGUCAGUGCAAAGAAUGCAAAUGCAAGAACACAUGGGGAAGCUAUGAGUGUGGCUGCAGUGGAGGCUUGCUGUACAUGAAGGAGCAUGAUACAUGCAUAAGCAAAAAUGCAGCAACAGAGGUAGGCUGGAGCUUCUUGUGGGUCAUCUUCUUUGGCCUUGUGGCAGCAGGAAUUGCCGGAUAUGCAGUGUACAAGUACAGGAUCCGGAGGUACAUGGAUUCAGAGAUCCGUGCCAUCAUGGCUCAGUACAUGCCCCUGGACAACCAAGGGGAUAUUCAGAGUCAUUCUCAUCAUAUUGAGAUGUGAAGAGCAACACAGCUAGCUUCCCCUUAUGAAGAGGAUGGAGACUGAAGAUUUGAAGAGAGGAAGCGGGCGCUUGUUCUGCAUAUACACUUGUGCUAGAUGUGUAUAACCGUAACGAUCUUAUGUGUAGCAUGCAAAGUGAGAUCCUCCUGUAAAUUUCUAAAUCGAUUUGUAUCCGCUGGUUACUGGGUUAGGCUGUACCGUGACAUGGUCUUGUUUAGUUUUUUUUUUUUUUUUGUCUCGAAUACGGAGUAGAGCUGCAUAUCAUUUCAUUGAUAGGAGAAAGAAUUGCCUAUUUUUUCUUUUAGCACCAAUAAAGGAGAUGGCAGACAGGCGUGGCUGCAGUUUAGUCAUGUUUGUGGUCAGUGGUAGAGGGAUUUGAGCGCAUGUUGACUGCCUAACAUAACAGAGAACUGUGUCUGCUAUCCAUUGUCUUGUUCAUGAUGGGCAUCCAAUGAUUGAAAAAUUUUGUAUUGGUAAAAGCAGGGAACUGGAACCUUAUGUUGGCAUACUUGAGGCAUCUCGCAUUUAUCAA
This is a messenger RNA of Phragmites australis (common reed), 2839 nucleotides long. RefSeq names its product vacuolar-sorting receptor 1-like. The record is from RefSeq and is a predicted model, not a curated record. Bases 433 to 2307 code for a protein of 624 amino acids. The transcript has 12 exons. NCBI's taxonomy places the organism in Eukaryota, Viridiplantae, Streptophyta, Magnoliopsida, Poales, Poaceae. Gene Ontology annotation, molecular function: calcium ion binding.